Molecule: messenger RNA, 3103 nt
Organism: Salvia miltiorrhiza (redroot sage)
Lineage: Eukaryota; Viridiplantae; Streptophyta; Magnoliopsida; Lamiales; Lamiaceae
Product: ATP-dependent zinc metalloprotease FTSH 7, chloroplastic-like
Exons: 13
Coding region: 247-2670 (807 amino acids)
Biological process (GO): proteolysis
Cellular component (GO): membrane; chloroplast thylakoid
Molecular function (GO): zinc ion binding; ATP binding; metalloendopeptidase activity
Source: RefSeq, a predicted model, not a curated record
AAAACGAAAAACACUAACUCGUGCUUCAUUUUCAACGGUCAGAAACCACCGUCGUCGGCAUAUCCAACGCCCUAUGUUGCGUUCUUCAACCCCCUACUCUCUCCCACACAUCUCCCCGCUCUCAAAAAAUCUCCGUCUCUCUCUCUCUCUGUAAAUGUGUCUAUGUAUAUAUAUAUAUAUACAUGUAUUCUUGAAUCGCGUGCUUUCAAUUUGAUUUAAUUUUUACCAGAAUUAUUUUAUUCCCCAAUGGCUGUCGCGGUAGACACGACGAUAAUCUACAGACGAAUUUCGACGUUUAGAUACAACAAUUCCAAUUAUGUUCAGAAUUACAGCUUAGUUUGCAGUCGGUAUAGAGCUUUCAACGUGAAAUCGAAUCGUCACCUCCACGAUACAUCGCCGUUCCGACUGCAGCCUAGGGUUUCCAAGCUGCAGGGGUAUUUUCUGCGGAAUCAUAUGAAUUGGAAGUUUACGAAGAUCUACGCCAACAGUCCUCGCGAGCACGACACUGAUUCGGCUGAGAAGCCCGAGGCGUCGACGGGGCCGGAGAGCCCGAAGAAGCCGGGGGGUGCUGCUUCGGGCUCGGGCCGGAGGGAGAAGCAGGGGAAGAAUAAUUGGUGGGGCAAUAAUAGUAAUAAAUGGAAGUGGCAGCCGAUAAUUCAUGCUCAGGAGAUGGGCGUUUUGCUCAUACAAUUGGGGAUUGUGAUGUUUGUGAUGAGAUUGCUGAGGCCCGGGAUUCCUCUCCCGGGCUCGGAGCCGAGGACGCCUACCACGUUUGUUACUGUUCCGUACAGUGAGUUUGUGAGUAAGAUUAAUGGGAAUCAGGUGCAGAAGGUGGAGGUUGAUGGGGUGCACAUUAUGUUUAAGUUGAAGAGGGAAAGUGGGGUUGUGGAGAGUGGUGUUGGUGAGGUGAAUAGUAAGUUUCAGGACUCGGAUUCUUUGUUGAAGACUGUGACUCCCACUAAGAGAGUAGUCUACACGACCACGAGGCCGGUUGACAUCAAGACACCGUAUGAGAAGAUGCUGGAGAAUGAUGUGGAGUUUGGGUCUCCGGAUAAGAGGUCUGGAGGAUUCUUGAAUUCUGCAUUGAUAGCCUUAUUCUAUGUCGCAGUGCUAGCAGGUCUUCUUCAUCGGUUCCCCGUAAGCUUUUCUCAGCAUACCCCGGGGCAGCUUAGAAACCGAAAGUCUGGAAAUUCUGCGGGAGCCAAAGUUUCUGAACAAGGAGAAACUAUUACAUUUGCUGAUGUUGCUGGUGUUGAUGAGGCAAAAGAAGAGCUGGAAGAGAUUGUGGAAUUUCUCAGGAAUCCAGACAAGUAUAUAAAACUUGGUGCACGACCUCCUAGAGGAGUUCUCUUGGUUGGUCUACCAGGAACAGGUAAAACACUUCUAGCAAAAGCUGUUGCCGGAGAGGCUGAUGUUCCUUUCAUCAGCUGUUCUGCAAGUGAAUUUGUAGAGCUGUAUGUUGGUAUGGGGGCAUCUCGUGUCAGAGAUCUUUUUGCUCGGGCAAAGAAGGAGGCUCCAUCCAUAAUAUUCAUAGAUGAGAUAGAUGCUGUAGCCAAGAGCCGUGAUGGUCGAUUCCGUAUUGUGAGUAACGAUGAGCGUGAACAGACCUUAAAUCAACUUCUCACUGAAAUGGAUGGAUUUGAUAGUAACUCAGCAGUGAUUGUACUUGGAGCAACUAAUAGAGCAGAUGUUUUAGAUCCCGCACUCCGUCGGCCGGGUAGAUUUGAUCGAGUGGUUACGGUUGAAACACCUGAUCGAACCGGAAGAGAAGCCAUCUUGGAUGUCCAUGUUUCCAAGAAAGAGCUUCCUCUGGGCAAAGAUGUUAACCUUGCUGAUAUUGCUUCAAUGACCACGGGUUUUACUGGGGCAGACCUCGCAAAUUUGGUAAACGAAGCUGCUUUAUUGGCCGGAAGGAGUAAUAAAUCCAUGGUCGAGAAAAAUGAUUUCAUUCAAGCGGUCGAGCGAUCAAUAGCGGGUAUUGAAAAGAAGACAACUAAGUUGCAAGGCAGUGAGAAAGCUGUUGUUGCACGGCAUGAAGCUGGUCAUGCAGUGGUCGGAACUGCUGUUGCAAAUCUUCUUUCUGGACAACCUCGGGUUGAGAAGCUGAGCAUAUUGCCAAGAUCCGGAGGAGCGCUGGGGUUUACGUACACCCCUCCAACCACUGAAGAUAGGUAUUUGCUCUUCAUCGAUGAGCUGCGGGGGAGACUUGUUACUCUACUUGGUGGACGUGCAGCAGAAGAGUUUAUAUACUCUGGGCGUGUAUCGACAGGUGCACUUGAUGACAUUCGACGAGCAACUGAUAUGGCAUAUAAGGCGGUGGCCGAGUAUGGCCUCAACGAAGCCGUAGGCCCCAUCUCCUUGGCAACUCUUUCUGGUGGUGGAAUGGAUGACUCUGGUGGAUCACCAUGGGGAAGGGAACAAGGCCACCUCGUUGAUCUUGUUCAAAGAGAGGUUAAAGCCUUACUGCAAUCGGCACUUGACGUGGCACUCUCUGUUGUUCGUGCAAAUCCUACAAUCUUGGAGGGUCUCGGCGCCCACCUGGAAGAAAAGGAGAAAGUAGAAGGCGAAGAGCUGCAAGAAUGGUUGAAAAUGGUGGUUGCCCCUGCUGAGCUCACAUUUUUUAUCAGAGGAAAACAGGGGUCUCUUGUCCCUCUACAAUCAGGUUCUUGAUGAAGAACAAUGGCAUCUUGAACGAUCCUUUCUCGGAUGUUAUCGUGGUGUUCUGAAACCCGUCGCUCCAAAAUGCUCGAACGGAGGAGACGAAAAGACAGGUAACAAAACUAGGUGGUCGACGUCUUACCUUCGCGGCUCUGUAUAUUCAUAGAAUAACACCCGAUAUAUCUAAUUUGUACAGUCUUACUGGAAAAAUGCAUGUUUGAAGGCAUUUUUAUGCCCAUGAUCAUGAACAAUGUUUCAUUUUUUCUUUUUUUGAGAAAAAUGAACGAUGGUUUCAUUGAGAAAGAUCGUACUACUAUUUCAAGGAAAUUGCCUCUAACGUUGUUGAUGUAGAAAGUGGCAGUUUGUUUGUAAUUGACCAAGUUGCAUUCUAUACUAUUGUAUACAUCACUUUUUUCAUCCAGUUACAGAGAUACUUGUUUGUAAA